UCGAGAGGGAGAGGGAGAGGGAGAGAGACUUGGGAUAAGUUAGAGAAAGAAGGAAAGUGGAGACUGGAGAGCUUUAUUCGGGUAGUUUGGAAAGUUUCCUUUUGUUGUUGGAAAUCUUGAUGAGGGAGAAUGGAGAAAGAAAAGGGGGACGAAGCUCACGUGUGAGAUAGAGAGAAUAAAUGUGCGUGAUGGGUUUAGAGAGAGAAAGAGAAGAUUUGAGGGACGUGAUGAAGGUUUUACCAGAAAAGAGACGUGAUAAGGGGAGAGAUAAACACGAAUCCCACUCUAAUCCCCAUAUCUCGCAACCUACUAAAUCCCAUCUGUACUCGGUUUGGGCUCAUCCACCACCUCUCGUCCUCCCAAACUCCAUUGCAUGCUCAGGGUUGCUUUGUGUGUGAGAAAAGAAAUAAUAAAUAAUGAAGUCCGCAGAGAUCCUAUUGCUGGUUCUUUGCUUGAAAGUGGUUUGCUUUCUAGCAUUUGCUUCUGCUCCAUCAACUUGCCCUGCUGACCUUGGAAGUAAAUGCAGUGGCAGUGAAUCUGAUGAAUGGGAAGGCGAGUUCUUCCCCGGCAUAACCAAAAUUAAGUACGAGGGUCCUUCUAGCAAGAAUCGUCUGGCUUUUAAAUGGUAUAAUGCUGAGGAAGAUAUUCUUGGAAAGAAAAUGAAGGAUUGGCUGAGAUUUAGUGUUGCCUUCUGGCAUACAUUCCGUGGAUCAGGCGCUGACCCAUUUGGUGCACCCACAAAGUUUUGGCCAUGGGAAGAUGGUACCAAUUCAUUAGCAAUGGCCAAAAGAAGAAUGAGAGCCAACUUUGAGUUUAUAGAAAAGCUCGGAGUUGAAUUCUGGUGCUUCCAUGAUAAGGAUAUUGCACCAGAUGGUAAAACCAUUGAGGAAACAAAUGCAAAUUUGGAUGAAGUGGUAGCUGUUGCAAAAGAGCUUCAGGGGUCCAAGUUCCAUCUUUUGUGGGGCACGGCUCAGUUGUUCUUGCAUCCACGCUAUAUGCAUGGAGCUGCUACUAGCUCUGAAGUAGGUGUUUAUGCAUAUGCUGCAGCUCAAGUCAAGAAAGCCAUGGAGGUUACACAUUAUCUAGGAGGAGAAAAUUAUGUUUUCUGGGGUGGUCGGGAGGGUUAUCAGACUCUCUUGAACACUGAUAUGGAAAGAGAACUUAAUCACUUGGCAAAGUUUCUUGAAGCUGCUGUAGCCUAUAAGAAAAAGAUCGGGUUCAAUGGGACUCUGCUGAUUGAACCCAAACCUCAAGAACCUACCAAACACCAGUAUGACUGGGAUGCUGCUACCACAGCUAAUUUUCUACGAACACAUGGCCUAACAGGAGAAUUUAAGAUCAACAUUGAGUGCAACCAUGCCACCCUUUCUGGUCACAGCUGUCACCAUGAGCUUGAAACUGCAAGAAUCAAUGGUUUACUAGGAAAUAUUGAUGCAAACACUGGAGAUCCCCAGAUAGGUUGGGAUACGGAUCAGUUCCUUACAGAUAUAGGAGAGGCAACCUUAGUGAUGCUUAGUGUGGUUAGAAAUGUAUGGGGAGGGAUUGCACCAGGAGGAUUCAACUUUGAUGCAAAAUUACGGAGAGAGAGUACAGAUGUUGAGGACUUAUUUAUUGCUCAUAUAAUUGGAAUGGAUACCCUGGCUCGUGGACUUCGAAAUGUCGCCAAGCUGAUUGAGGAUGGUUCUUUGUCCGAUCUUGUCCGCAAACGGUACGAGAGUUUUGACACUGAAAUUGGGGCUCUAAUAGAGGCUGGCAAGGCUGACUUUGAGCUGCUUGAAAAGAAAGCCUUGGAAUGGGGAGAGCCAAAGGUUGCUUCUGGCAAGCAGGAACUUGCCGAGAUGAUCUUUCAAUCUGCUUUAUAGAAGAUGACACUCAUGUAGGAACAAUGAGUUUAGGAUAAUAGUAAUAAUAAUAAUAAUAAUAAUAAUAAUAAUAAUAGCAAUAGAAAAGGCAAAGAGAAAAUGUUGAGAAACUCUCUUUAGUAAUGAACAGUAAUACCACUUCCCUCUUACUGAUAUGUAUGGGGUUUUGAUCAAUUCCUGAUGCAGGGUUGGCUAUUGCUUGUUAUCAUCUAUGAUAAAUUUUGAAAUGCUUCUCAUUUGGUAA
Molecule: messenger RNA, 2106 nt
Organism: Macadamia integrifolia
Lineage: Eukaryota; Viridiplantae; Streptophyta; Magnoliopsida; Proteales; Proteaceae
Product: xylose isomerase-like
Exons: 21
Coding region: 417-1862 (481 amino acids)
Biological process (GO): carbohydrate metabolic process
Molecular function (GO): xylose isomerase activity
Source: RefSeq, a predicted model, not a curated record